AUGAAAGGAACUCAAUUGGCUUGGUACGUCUUCGCACUAUUUGUGUCACUCACUCAUGCGCUCACAAAUGACAAACUUUAUAAAGAGGCCCAGAAGAACAAUGGCGUGAUCCAAUUGACAAACACCAACUUCCACAAGGUCCUUGGUGGGAAACGUGAUGCUCAUGUAGUAUUGCUUUUGACAGCUACAAAUCCACAGGUUGGAUGUACAUUAUGUAUUGAGUUUGAAUCAGAGUUUUCCCAGGUGGCUCAAUCUUGGCAACAGGACCACCCUAAAGGUCUUUCCUCUGACGGAGAGAGCGGCUUAUUCUUCGCCAGGGCUGAUUAUGAGCCUCGGAGAAAUGGUGAGGUAUUCACUCACUUUAAAGUGAACAAUGUACCAAGAGUUUUCGUCUUGCCUCCGGGAGACGAUAUGGAUCUAUUUAGAAUUAUGAACUUACCAGCAGAGAGUGGUGCUACUCGUGUCGCUUGGGUAAUACAAUCAUUGAGUGAACUCACCGGGUUUAAUGACUAUAAAAUGCAUGAACCGAUCAACUGGGGGUCAGUCAUUAUUACCUCUCUAUCCACAGCAAUCGUCACAUUCAUCGUUAAGAAGAAUACCGCAAUUGCCGCACGUGUAAUAACUUCUAAGGCUGUUUGGGGUGUCGGAACCGUCUUCGUCAUUGUUCUGUGGAUUUCAGGAUACAUGUUCAACAGUAUAAGAGGCAGUCAGUAUGCCGGGGUCUCUGCUGAUGGUUCUAAGGUUCUUUACUUUCUUGAGGGCCAACAACAAAACCAAUUUGGCGUUGAAACUCAAAUAGUCAGCGUCAUUUAUGGUGCAUUGAUUGCAAACAUUCUUUGCCUCAUCAAAUUUGUUCCAUACGCCAAGAAAUUCUAUGCUCACGACAGAAAUGGCAAGCCUACUCCCUCUAAAGCGAUCUUGAUCGAGCUUACACUAGCAUUAACAUUUUCUUCAUUCUUGUAUUUAUCCUACAGCGCUUUGGUUGCGGUUUUCAGAUUAAAGAGUGUUGGCUACCCGUUCAAGCUCUUCAAGUUUCCCUCCUUUUAA
Lachancea fermentati is the source of this 1047-nucleotide messenger RNA. NCBI's taxonomy places the organism in Eukaryota, Fungi, Ascomycota, Saccharomycetes, Saccharomycetales, Saccharomycetaceae. The record is from the annotation of a GenBank genome assembly.